Messenger RNA from Diceros bicornis minor, 2536 nucleotides. It is a transcript of the gene EXO5, whose product is annotated as exonuclease 5. The transcript has 2 exons. Gene Ontology annotation, cellular component: nucleus. The record is from RefSeq and is a predicted model, not a curated record. Gene Ontology annotation, molecular function: single-stranded DNA 5'-3' DNA exonuclease activity. The coding region runs from base 103 to 1224 and encodes 373 amino acids. Lineage: Eukaryota; Metazoa; Chordata; Mammalia; Perissodactyla; Rhinocerotidae. Gene Ontology annotation, biological process: interstrand cross-link repair.
GCUCCAGGGCCUGGCCAACCUGAAUCUGCGUAUCUCAAAGAACAUCACCUCUUGAAGGAACACAGAGCCUUCCACGACCUUUGCCCGAUCCAGAGCUGUGCCAUGGCAGAGACUGAGGAAGAGGAGGUGGUGUCAGCAGAGGCCUCAGGGUUCUCAGACUUGAGUGACUCAGAGUUUCUAGAGGUUUUGGACCUGGAAGAUACCCAAGAGUCAAAUGCUUCACUUAGCAAGCCUGGCCCUUCAUCUGAACUCCCUGGGAAGGAUGGCAAGCUCAUAAGCUUGGAAAAGUGGAAAAGAGGAUUGGAUGUCUCAUCACCCAUGGAGCGAUUCCACCUUAAAUAUUUGUACGUCACUGACCUGUCUACUCAGAACUGGUGUGAACAGCAAAUGGUAUAUGAGAAGGAGCUUCCUGAUUUCUUAGUACCUGAGAAGGCAGCUGUUUUGGACACUGGUGCCUGCAUCCACCUAGCUAGAGAACUAGAAGUUCAUGAUCUUGUGACUAUCCCCAUCACCACUAAAGAAGAUGCUUGGGCAGUUAAGUUUCUGAACAUAUUAUCAAUGAUUCCUACCCUGCAGUCAGAAGGGCGCAUCAGAGAGUUUCCAGUGUUUGGAGAAGUCGAGGGUGUGCUUCUUGUUGGAGUGAUUGAUGAGCUGCACUAUACAGCCAAGGGAGAACUGGAACUGGUUGAACUCAAGACACGCAGGCGCCCUGUGCUCCCUCUGGAAGCGCAGAAAAAAAAAGAUUGUUUUCAAGUCAGCCUAUACAAACAUAUCUUUGAUGCCAUGGUACAAGGGAAAGUGACCACUGAUAGCCUAAUCCACCACACAAAAUUGCGUCCAGAAAAGCCACUGGGACCUUCAGUGCUGAGGCAUGCCCAGCAGGGAGGCUUCUCUGUGAAGUCCUUGGGUGACCUAAUGGAGCUGGUCUUCUUGUCUCUAACAUUGUCUGACCUCCCAGUUAUUGAUAUCCUGAAGAUUGAGUAUAUCCACCAAGAGACUUCCACUGUGCUGGGUACAGAGAUCGUGGCCUUUGAAGAGAAGGAGGUGAGAGGCAAAGUGCAACACUAUAUGGCCUACUGGAUGGGCCACCGAGAGCCCCAAGGGGUUGAUAUGGAGGAGGCUUGGAAAUGCCGGACAUGCAACUAUGCAGAUAUCUGUGAGUGGAGGAAGGGCGGUGGGGUACACAGCUCCAUGCUAGAGCCCCAAGCCAAAAAAGCCAAAUGAAGAGAAGGUAUGCCUUUAGGAACUUUGAUCCUUCCUGCUCCUAAUGUACUCAACAGAGUAAAAGAGGACCAGUCUCUGAGCUUGGCUUUCCUGGAGAGUGUUCUUAUUUUGGUUCUUUUCAUAUUUCCUCAACCUGUAACUACUCAAAUCCAGGACCAAGGCUCAGGAGUGAGUGGGAAACAUCUGGGAUUACAUUGUAUUGUCCCUGGAGCUUUGCUGUAGAGUGCCAAGAAGACAGAUGCUCAUCAUGGCUGGAGCAAAGGUAUCCUUCAGCAAUCAUUGCUUUCCUAAGAAUAUUCUUCAGUUUCUGUUAAGUCUCUUCCCUAUUUUUUCUCAUUCAAGGCUUUCUACAUUUUAUAUAAUAAAAUAAAAUGAAACACUGUCCACGUCAGUUGAACUGACGGGUUUUUUUGUAAUCUCGAUCUUUCAAAGAUGACUCUACUAUAAAUAGUUAUGUGUGUGUUAUUCCAAGCCUUUAAGUACAUACAUAAACAUAUUUCUGAAGCAGAAUUAGGGGAAUGAGAAGACAAAGACUUUUAAAUAAGCAUAAUGUGCUCAAAGAAAUAAGGAAAAAUGAAGCAGGAACAGGAAGUCAUGAAAAGUUACAAUAUUAGAUAUGAAAAAUAUAAUACAUGAAGUAACAUGUAACAUUCACACACUGUAUAAUCCAGCAAUACCACUCUUAGGUAUAUACUAAGAGAAACUCUUAUACAAGUACAACAGGAAAUAUGAACAGGAAUAUACUUUGUAGCACUUCCACAAUAGCAAAACCUAAACCUAGAAACUACCCAGGUGCCCAUCAUCAGAAGAGUGGAUGAUAUGGUACAGCAGCCAAAACAAAUGAGCUACAAAGACAUGCAACAAUGUGGAUGAAUCUUAGCACAGUAUUAAGUGAAAAAGUAAGUCCCCAAAAGGUUACAUAGGGUAUAAUACCAUUUUUAUAAAGUGAGAAACAAAAAAAUUAAAAACAUUUUAAGGAAAAUGUAAAGAUAGUGGAAAGGAGUCUCAGUGCAUCUUAGAAGGCAGUGGAGCCCUUAGCUGCAAACGUCACCAAAGAGGCCAGAGGAAAGAAGGAUAUGGACAUCACCUGGAAGGUAAAGGCUUAUUUAUGGAGACACUUCGGGAGAAUUUGCAGAAGUAGGUGGAGGGGGAGAGGAGUUCACCCAUUGCACAUUCAGCAUAAAGCUGAAAUAGGAAAAGGGCAUCAUUUUAAGGACACUUCCUAAAUUGGCACCACCAUUCCCACUUACAUCCCACUGGCCCAAACUUGGCCCAAAGGAUAUGCCCAGACAAAAACUGGAGAUUCUGUGAA